This is a messenger RNA of Scleropages formosus (Asian bonytongue), 7616 nucleotides long. Its product is annotated as kin of IRRE-like protein 3. Gene Ontology annotation, cellular component: cell-cell junction; plasma membrane. Lineage: Eukaryota; Metazoa; Chordata; Actinopteri; Osteoglossiformes; Osteoglossidae. Gene Ontology annotation, molecular function: cell adhesion molecule binding. The record is from RefSeq and is a predicted model, not a curated record. The transcript is spliced from 16 exons. Bases 264 to 2582 code for a protein of 772 amino acids. Gene Ontology annotation, biological process: cell-cell adhesion; synapse assembly.
GAGCAAGGAAAGAGACGAGAGAGUGGGAGAGUGUGGAGAAGCUCAGAGCUCGCGCCGGCAGGGCAGCAAAGCAGAGACGAGCACAACGCGCCACGGGGACGAGGGACUCCAAAGAGGAGGGAGACGAGAGACGAGGCAGCGCAGGAUUCCCCAUCCUGACCGCAGCCCGAGGAGGGAGCUACCAGCCUCCCGGAGGCUCUGAGUUCAUCUCCGGCGGCUCUUCAGAGGAACGACUCCCACCAACCCCCUAUCAACUACUCGACAUGAUCCUUGAGCUGCUCCUGCUCUCCUGGUGGAUAGGACACGGCCGUUGCGCUGUGUUUACCCAGCAGCCCCACGACCUGGUGGUGGUGGCGGGCCAACCAGUCACGCUCCCCUGCUCCAUUCCCGGAUACCACGGCAUCGUCCUCUGGGUCAAGGAUGGGCUGGCCCUGGGCGUGAACCGGGACCUCUCAGGUUACCCCCGAUAUGCAGUGGUUGGGGACCACGACGAGGGCGAGUACCACCUCCGGAUCCAGCGGGUUGAGUUGGUGGACGAUGCUCUCUUUGAGUGCCAGGCCAUCCAGGCUGCCAUUAGGUCACGACCUGCCCGGGUGACCGUGUUGGUUCCUCCCGAUGACCCUGCGAUCACAGGAGCUCCGGUAGUGAGUCUGCGAGCAGGGGAGCCCCUCAACCUGACCUGUCAUGCCAACAAUGCCAAGCCUGCAGCUUCCAUCAUCUGGAUUCGUGACAGGGAGGUCCUCAGUGGGGCAGUGUACUCCAAGACACUCCUCCGGGAUGGAAAGAGGGAGAGUGCUGUCAGUACGCUCCAUAUUCCCGCCUCCAGUGUGGAAAGCGGCCAGAUAAUCACCUGUAGGGCCUCCAACAAGGCGGUGCCCAGCGGCAAGGAGGCACGGGUCACCAUCGACAUCCAGCAUCUGCCCUUGGUGAACCUGUCGGUGGAACCGCAGCCCAUCCUGGAGGGGAACCUGGUCAAGUUCCACUGCUCGGCCAAAGCCAACCCACCGGUGACACAGUACAGGUGGGCCAAAGGUGGAAACAUCAUCAGGGAGGUGUCCGGUGACACCUAUGAGGUUGUGGUGGACCACUCCUUCUUCACAGAGCCAGUGUCCUGUGAAGUUACCAACCUCCUGGGCAGCACCAACGUCAGCCGGAACGUAGACGUUUACUUUGGGCCCCACAUGGCAGCAGAGCCACAGUCUUUGCAGGUGGACCAAGGCUCUGAUGCUGUGUUCAACUGCGCCUGGACCGGAAACCCCUCCCUCACCAUCGUGUGGAUGAAGCGCGGCUCUGGAGUGGUGCUGAGCAAUGAGAACGUCUUGACGCUGCGGGCGGUGAAACAAGAAGAUGCUGGGAAGUAUGUGUGCCGAGCAGUGGUCCCCAGGGUGGGAGCAGGGGAAAAAGAGGUGUCCCUCACUGUGAAUGGUCCCCCCACCAUCUCCAGCACCCAGACCCAGCAAGCCCUGCAUGGGGAGAAAGGGCAGAUCAAGUGCUUCAUCCGCAGCACCCCACCACCGGACCGCAUUGCGUGGUCCUGGAAGGAGACGGUUCUGGAGUCGGGGACAUCAGGUCGCUACACAGUGGAGACGGUCAGCACGGAGGAGGGCGUCAUCUCCACCCUCACCAUGAGCAACAUCGUGCCCGCCGACUUCCAGACCAUCUACAACUGCACGGCCUGGAACAGCUUCGGCUCCGACACCGAGAUCAUCCGCCUUAGGGAACAAGGUGGGAGGCAAGAGUCCCUCCACCUGGCUGUCAUUAUUGGGGUGGCCGUGGGUGCCUUCGUCGCCUUCAUUGUCCUCAUGGGGACCCUGGGAGCCUUCUGCUGCACCCGUGCCCAGAGAAAGGAGGUGCGCCUUGUAAUGUCUUCACUGCCCGUCUCCAUAUCCGCCCACCAGCGAGACCUCGCCAGCAAAAUUAAGACAGAAAAUCUGAAAGGGGUCGUUUCCACAAAGAGCGACAUCCGGGUGGAGAUUGUCCACAAGGAUCACAACGCCGCCCGUGAGACAGAGGAGCAUGCCGCCAUUAAGCAGCUCAUGAUCGAGAGAGGGGAGUUCCAGCAGGAGUCUGUGCUGAAACAGCUAGAGGUGCUGCAGGAGGAAGAGAAGGAGUAUCAACAUAUCAAGGACCCAACCAAUGGCUACUACAGCGUCAAUACAUUCAAAGAGCACCACUCGACCCCCACUAGCAGCCACGCCACCGAAGUACGCAACCCCGGCACGGCCACACUGGGCAAACACAGGGUGCCCACAGGCAUGUCCUUCACCAACAUCUACUCUACGCUGGGUGCCGGGCCCAACCGCCUUUACGACUACAGCCAACGCUUCGUCCUGGGCAUGGGCAGCAGCUCCAUUGAGCUGUGCGAGCGCGAGUACCAGCGCGGCUCACUCAGCGACUCGAGCUCGUUCCUGGACGCGCAGUGUGACAGCAGCGUGAGCAGCUGCGGCAAACCGGAUGGCUACGCGCAGUUCGAUAAGGCCAGCAAGGCAUCGGCAUCCUCGUCCUCGCAUUACUCACAGUCCUCGUCGCAGAACUCCGACCUGACGCGGCCCCUGCAGAAGCGCAUGCAGACCCAUGUGUAGCAGGGCCGCCUGAGGGCAUGGAGCCCUUCGACAAACCCACGGCAAGCAGCCAACAGGACUUGUCUUUCAUACGUGUUGGUUUCCUUGGACGGGGACUGGGUGGAGUUGCUUCAUCUGAAUUCUUCUCUGUCCAGUCAAGGAGGUUAAAAUUGUCCGUAUCCAGUUUGGCUCUCUUUGUCCUCUGGAAAAUUGCGACGCAGCUCAGUGUGUUUCGAUCAUAAGAAUCGUGCUUUUUUUUGCCAAAGUAGCUCAAGCUUAAAUGUACACUUCUUGACUGAAUAUUUGCCACACGUAGUUACAAAUCUAACAAGAAAAAAACAGUUGUUACUCUGGAGUGAAGAUGCCUGGCCUCUCCACGUGCCACAGUGUGACAGUCGAGACAGCAUUCACAAACCGCGAGCCUCCGGCAAGUUCACAUUGCUCAGCCAUGCUCGCUGCGCACUGCAACCUCUAGGCCAUCCCGCUUCAAAGACAAGAAAGGAGAAGUUGCAGGAUAGCAGAUGAAACGUGAGCUUCAUGAGCUGAUACUCUGCCUCACUCUCGAACCCAAGCACAAAUGAAUCCACAAAUUGCUCAAGGCAUCUCAAUUUAACUGAAAAGGGACUUGUGGUUUUUUGUAGAGAAGUCCAGGUCGGCGAGUCAAACUGUGCGAGCUCAGCCUACAAACUUUGCCCUAAGGUUAUGUAAUAAAUAAAGGGUUUAACUUCUCGGGUUUUAGGGUUGCUUCACUCACACGUCUUGAGAUUUAGAUUUCAGCUGGUUCAUUAUGUUCCUAUAAACCCGAGAAAUUGGCACGUUAAGAAAACAUUUUGUAAGGGGGGUUACCGUGUGUUUUCUUAGUAUCCCUUUUACUUUGUCUAUUUUUUUGUCCUCAGUUUUAUUUUUAGGACGUUGCAUUAUUCUAGCUGUGUAGAACCAUCAGAGAUUCACAGGUCAUAAGAGAUGUCAUCGUACAUGGACCUCAGAAUGGGGUCCUUUUCGAAUUAUGACAGGCCAGUUCUUCAGAGCGAUUUUCAUCUGUGCUCAUAGACACCAUCAUGUUUAGUUCUGCAAGCCAGAUCGCCGGUUCGCCAUCCAUAUCUUUUGCACAAAAUGUACGGUUUCGCUCAGCCGCUUGCAGAUGAUCGGAUUGUGGUCCAUGUCAACAGGACAUCUGUGAGACUUUUUGUACGCGACCAUUGGGGCCUAGAGUCAAAUGGCUUUUAAAUGCACUGUCGAACCCAUGUUGUUUACACUGGAACUGUGUAUAUCCAGCACUCUGCCUACUGUGACCUGACUACUGAAUGGAGGGACAGAUGAAAAAAGAAAAUAAUAGUAAUACUAGGUUUUCUUCUGUACUUCUACAUGCUUGUAAGAUUGCCACAAGAGUGCAUCCACUGUUGUAAGUGCAGGAAGCUAAAAUGCCAGGCCAGGAAAUGCAACGCACGUGACAAAUAUAGACUGUGAGGUUUUGCCGUUACCAAUUUCUGGUUCAGAGAGGAUUGUGUGUGUAAGUGUAUGUGUGUGUACAGAACUGCGUGUGUUCUCCUGGACCUCGCCUUUACGAUCAGCCACAGUGUGCAGCACAGAAACUAUCCAUCCUUGUGAUUUUUUUUGUGCAGUUAGAGCCAUCGGAUCCCAGAAGCCACGCCCACCUGGUGCUCUGAAAUACACAGAUGGCGUGUUGGAGAACAGAUGUCAGGAACCUUGCGACUGUCGGGCAAGACCCGGGGAUACGGACUAGCGUGCCAUGCCCUCAGCAGCUGUCCCAUAAUCCAACACCUCACUGGCAGCAGUGACAGGAAGGCCAGAGCCCCAGGGUCAUAGUUGCAGGAUCUUUACCUCUUUUCUCAUCACAGCACUGUCAGCCUGUUGUGGUAAUAGAACAGUAAUUUACUCCAGUUCAGACACUCAGCCUGAGCUCUGCUUUUAGUUCCUCCCAGGUGGUUUUCCUAACUGCGUCCGUCAGUUCUCUGGUUGGGCAAAUUUCACCCAUUUCUCCUUGUUCUCGUAAGCCCUCGGAUGGAAACAAGCUCUUAAAUUAGUUUAUCAGAAUCACUUAGGCUGAGGCCUUGUGCAUUACACGUUGCUUUAGUUACUCGAUCGCGCGAAGCAGUCUUUGUCACAUCCCAUCAGCUCUUCGGGUCUCAGAGUUCUGGGGAUUUCUUCACAGAACAUGUUCAGUUUACAGGUGAAGCAGAAGGUCAUUGGUGCAGCAAUAAACAAGUCGUCAAAAAAAAAAAAAACGAUAAACCAUCUCAUUCCCUUAUACAUUAACCUACCAAAAGCCAUGUAAUUCAUGAAAAGGAAAAAUUGCUUUUUUUUAAAAAUCUGAAGUAAGGUGACACAUUAUGAUAUGAGGAUAGUGUUGAGAACUUUUAGUGCAUCUUUUAAGUUUUUUACUGACGUCUGCUAUAAAACAGAUAAUAUUGUAAUUUACCCCAUUUUGGCUGGUUUAUAGUUUAUCAGCCAACUCGUUUGUCAGAAAUGAAAAAUACCCAUCAUUUGUCGCACUGAAAUUGGGUUCAUACUUCAGUUGACAAACGAAUGCUGAGCGAGUUGAAAAAUGUUGGGCUCUGACAUUUGUCAUCGCAAAAAUCAAAAUGUAAUUCAUACCUUGAACCAAAAAUAGGGCUGAAAAGAAAGUCAGCUAAGACUGUGGGCAGGAGUCACAUUUCGAAUCCAUUACAGUGGCCUUUUGUUUGAGUCUGUAUUUUACCAAAGGGGGGGAACACAGUUUGCUCAGCAGGUGGUACUAGAUGCAAUUAUUAUUUUUAUGUUGUGUGCAGGGUUCCCUGAGUUAUAGCAGGCUGUCAAAUGUUUCUUGUGGUAUUUGUUUAUCGGAUGUAAACUUCAGCAUUGCGCUUUCUUCACCACAGAACCUUUCUCCCUGCAUGUAGUGCUUCUGAUUAAUUUUUCAUAUGCAUGUCCGCCUCCUUCCCAUUUCCUUUUUCUGAAGCAUGACAUAAAGUUGCACACAUAACAAUAAACACCAAGGCCAUUCCUUCUCCAUGUUUACUGAAAGUGCUUUUCUGCAAGUCAUAACUGUUUGCAGUCUCUGCGAUUAAAAACAGCAAUUUUUCUUCUUGGACAACAGCAGCAUUUGGACAUUGUUGCCAAUCCUUUUUUUUUUUUUCUUUUGCAUGCCCGUCGGAUGGUGAUCAACACAUGAGCCUUUAGCAUGCACCAAGGGAUGAGGAGCUCCAUCUUGGCUCCACUGCUCAAAUUUUGCACAUCAUUUCAUCCCCAGAAUGUCCAUCAUGGCCCUGUUACGACUGGAGGGAGGGGUGUAUACGCCAUUGCCAGUGUUGGACAGCGUUUGGUUUAAUGAGCUGGCAGCAAAACUGUAAAUGUCCAAUUCACCUGUGCUGUUUCAUCAGCUGUAAAUGAAUUCCAAAAUAAUUUCUGCUGAUUUUAUCUAUAUUUGGAACAUUAGGAUUCUCGUGCCAGCAUUGUACAGAUUAUUCAUUCUUAUGGUAUUCUUUACAGUUUUUUUAUUUUCCAGAAUGCUUUGAAUUAGCUCAUUUGUUCCCUUUUGAAAACUCUAUUGCCCAGUCCCUCUCAUUUCUGGCACUGCUUCCUGGAUGGUACAAGCUGUGUUGUUUAACAAGCUCCUCACCCAGUGGUUUCCCUGAGCCCAGAAAAUCUCCCUUUGUGAAACAAUUGCUUCCUCGCUUGGGUUUGAAUAGCUAAUUCUUAGACAAUAUUAACUGUGGAUUUGGUAGCUGAAAUAACAAGAGCUCCCUGGCUAAUGGUUUCUGGAAAUGUAAAUGCUUCUCAUGAACCCUGCAGAUCAGUUUUGUGUCCUUAGACUCUUGAGAAGUUCACUACUCAGUGCUAACAGAAACUACUUCAGCCAAGGUUCCUUCAGCCAUGCACAUCAUAACCUUACUUCAGCUUACAUAUGAAUACACUCUCUCCUCAUCUUACAGUUAAGAAUUUCUGAAGAUGCAAACAUUUGCAAAAAAAAAAAUUCAAAACAUGAUCAGUUUUUUAAAAUUCCUAACUGUAGCAAACAUGCCCCAUAUUUACUCUCAAAUUCCACAGAUGGCAGUAAAGCAGUAAAGAGCACUUAGAGUAAGAGUGUUGGACCACCAUCAUUCACUUAAUUUCCACAGUGUUUACAGCACGUCUGCUGUUCCCAGGUGUUGGUGAUCAAUGAAAAGUUGAGGAGCAUUGCAUAUGUUUUUGGGAGCGGGCGGUCAGUAAUCAGCAUUGAAUAGCAUACAUUUAUGUCAUGUAACAAAAACAUUAGAAAUUCUCACAAUAUAUUUUCAUUUAUUACAGCUGAACAGGAUUUCCACAAAGCAGAACCAAUAAAUAAACAAGGUACAUCUGUAUUUUGGAGUUACAAACAAAAGUUAGAGAAGCUUUGAAAGUUUGAAGAGCCUGUGUAUGUAUGAAUAAUAUGCAGCAAUAUAUUGAAAUAAAAUACACAUAAUGUAAUAAAUAUUACCUUAAUCUGAGUGUACUGAUAACCUUAAACUAAUAUGCAGUAAAAUGCUGGAGGAGUCAGCAGUAACCAAAUCUGCCACUGUGUCUGGAAAGGCGGGGUCUUGGAACCACCUGUUUUACGAACUCUGUUGCUUUGGUAGAGUUUCUUUUUACGGUCAAACCUGAGAACGUUUCCUGCCAUGUCUUCGUGCAUUUCUUCGCCUGGAACCUUCAACCUGGACAAUGGAGAAGACUGACCUUGUGAGGCAGGCACGGCUUGCAGUGACCCAGCCGUGCAGUGUGUCCCAUUGCAACCCGCACCCGGCGCCGCCCCUCUCUGCCUCUGAUACAGCUGCCGGACCCUGAGAUUCAGAUCUUGUUCACUUCACAGGAGAGCAGAUGGCACGUAGGGCCAACAUUCCUCUUCGCAUACACUCCUUCUGCCUGGUCGUUGUCCAGCCACCGGUCACAGGGAAGAGAAACAUCCAUGGACACUUUGAGACAUUUAAGAACUCUGCAUUUACACCGUUUUGUCGUGGAAGGUGUUGGGUGAACCACCCGUUUCUGUACACGAGAGCACCGUAGAAGAGAACCCCUUUUUCGAACUGUACAAGAGACACG